This is a messenger RNA of Prinia subflava (tawny-flanked prinia), 2101 nucleotides long. RefSeq lists its product as uncharacterized. The transcript has 2 exons. The record is from RefSeq and is a predicted model, not a curated record. NCBI's taxonomy places the organism in Eukaryota, Metazoa, Chordata, Aves, Passeriformes, Cisticolidae. The coding region runs from base 128 to 1774 and encodes 548 amino acids.
CAUUCCUGCAGCUUGCACCUGACAUCGGGACUUCACCUUACCGGACCCAGCUGGUCUUUCAUCGACGUUGAUUCGCUGGACACCGACGCCUGGCCGCUUCGCCUUGACCAUUGCCUUCGGACUCAGGAUGUGGAGCCUCCUGACUGCCCUCCUGGCGUCGUGUCUCAUCGCCAUCGGCAAAGCGUGGAUCGCUUUGCGGGAGCUGCCGGCGACGAUGAGAGACUGGGUGGACGGCGUCCUCGGGCGUUGGGGGGUACCAGGCUGGGCUCAGCCCUUGGUCCGUUGGCUUCUUAUCAUUUUGUUUCUCAUUGUCAUCCUCAUCCUUGCAGUGAAGGCAAUCAGGAAGGGAACUCGCAGGCUGGUCAUCGGCGCGGCAAAUUGCCCCAGGAGAAGCCUUCACCUUCUCCUCCUGAUCUCCUGCGUGGCGAACAUCGGGCACGGUUGGAUCGUCCCACAGCCAAAAUCAAAUGUCUGGGCGACUCUCGCCAAGGCCUUGGGGCAGGACCAUAUCUGCCUUAAUCAGGCCAGUGCUUCCGACCCAAUGUCGACGUGCCUAGUGGGGAUUCCAUUCACCGCUGCGGAAAUGCCCAGAGCGCUUGUUCGCGCGGUCAACCAAUCGCUUCGCCAAGCGGAUGGGUCACACUCCGUCGUCCUUGAAAAUGGGCAUCCGGACGCCAAUCCGUUGGUGGGGUGGAGGAGAUUUCUGCAGGACCUCCCAGUCCUGUCGGCCGAGCCUCCCGAGCUUGAGCUCUUGGGCUCUUCCAAGGCUCAGGUUUGCGUGAGGAUCGACCACCCUCCGCAGUCUCCAUCACUCCCCUCCGGCAGGGUUGUGCUGUCUGGCACCGCGCACCAGGAGGAAUCUUGGUGCGAGAGGCUCGCCAAGAUAUCAACACCGAUAUCUUGUGCCACUCAGCCACGCGAGCUGCCCGCCGGGGUGUUUCUCAUCUGCGGCGAUCGAGCCUGGGCGGGCAUCCCCUCUCGCCUUCUAGGAGGUCCGUGCACCUUGGGGAGACUGGGACUGUUCACACCCAACAAGACCCAAAUUAUGAAUUUGAAAGAAAAAGAGAAUGGUGCACAAAAUUCUGGACUCCAAAAGCGUGCAGUGAAAGAUUUGGAGCCUGAUUGCGACACAGAAAUUACUCAUUGGUCAAAGUCCAAAGGUGUCGCAAUCACGAUUUUCGCACCAUGGGUCGCCAUUGCCAAGACCCUGGGCGAGCUUGGACAUCUAGAAUGUUGGGUCGCGAAACAGGCGAAUCUUACAUCCCAGGCCCUAACAAACCUCCUAAAAGACGAGGAAAUAACUAGGCAAGCCACCCUCCAAAAUCGGGCGGCCAUAGAUUACCUCCUCCUCUUGCACGGCCAUACGUGCGAGGAGUUUGAGGGUCUAUGUUGUUUUAAUCUUUCGACUCGGGCGGUGAGCACCCAGACACUUAUCCAACAAAUGCAAGAGCAGGUGGGACAGAUCCGACAGGAGACCGAUGACUGGCUCUCCAACCUGUUUCAGGGCUGGGGAAUCUCUGGCUGGGUUGGAUCUAUUUUAAGGUCUGUUUUAAUGGUCUUUGUGGUUCUUUUAGUGGCGUUGGCUUUGUUUGGUAUCCUUAAAUGCAUGAUCCUGAGACUGGCCUCCAGCACUCCCCCCGCGCACAUUGCCAUGGCCUCCACUCCCGUGGAAAUCCCGCUGGAUGAGGAGAGCGGCUAUCCUCCUCCUGGCCCUUGGCAAGAACCUAAAGACUUCUGCGCGGAUUGUGGCAGCCGACACCACACUGAACUUUAAAAACAAAAAAGGGGGAGAUGUUGGAGUUUGUACCUUUGUGCCUCAUAAGUUCUUUGUGCAGUUCAGUUCUCUGUACCCCUUCCUCACCUAAUUGUUAUUCAUCCCUUGCCUCACAGUCCCUGCACCCCAGGUUAUUUUUAGCCCCUCACAGCUGUGUGCCACUCACCCUUCCCGCCAGAGCUGUUCUCCUCCCCUUUCCUUCCUGAUUGGCCUCCACUGCAUGACCUUGCCCCUUACCUUCCCUAGUUACUGACUUGGAUUGGCCAGCUGCGCCUGGCCACCCCCAUUUCUCCUCCCCUGACUGUAUCCCUUAUAACCCUGUGCAGA